CCCAUCUUGGCGGAAUUAAUUUAGUUCUCUUUUUACAACCCACGAUGCGGUUUUGUACGAUCGCUUUGGUGCUGCUCUGUGUGCUCCACGUCUCAAAUCAGAAGCCAUUUUUACCUGUUUUAAACAACAUCCACAAACACUUCGAGGAUAAGGUCAUAAUGAUAAACGAAAUGUUCAAUGGUAACAACGAUGAUAGCUCUGCACCGGAACCGGAACCGGAACCAUCACACGCGAAACCCAAUACAUAUUCAAAUAAGAAGGCAAACACUAAAGAGGACGAAAAGAGGCAAUUCCUGAACACGCUGGUCAAGCUUUGUAAAUCAGAAACAGAAAAGGGAUUUGUAAAUCCCAAACAAACCAUCAGUAAUAUUAACACGAUCACGAACAACAUCAGCAUGCCGGAAAUUCAAUUGCCACCGAUUACGGUUGUCAUCGUGAAGGAUGAAAAGGAGCUGGCCAAAUACCAAGAGAAAUCUAAAAACGGGGCCAUAAUAAUCAAACGUCGUAGCAACGCCAAGGAGGAUACCAAACCUGCACCCAGAACGGGGUUGCAAGAAAGGACUAAGAAAGGAUUGAGUGCGGGCAUUAAGAAGUGCGUCCUUAUGAAAAUCAAAGAACUUAAUGUUAUAAAAGCGUAACCGAACUAACUUUCUAAAUUAAAUUAAACAUUCAAUUU
Drosophila melanogaster (fruit fly) is the source of this 676-nucleotide messenger RNA. RefSeq lists its product as uncharacterized. Lineage: Eukaryota; Metazoa; Arthropoda; Insecta; Diptera; Drosophilidae. The transcript is spliced from 2 exons. The coding region runs from base 45 to 638 and encodes 197 amino acids. The record is from RefSeq and is marked reviewed.